AUGUCUCAACAACAAUCCAACAUCUCAAGAAACGUCUAUGCUAUUACCAACUGUGAUUCUCUCAUGGGCUAUGCUAUGGCUUAUCGCUGCUUGGAGGCUAUGCAGAAACACGAGGAAGGGCCCGAGAUCUCUAGUCAUAAACUCCGUCUCUUGUGUCGUAGUCGUUCUGGCUAUGGUUUGAGCCGUCUUGAGAAGAUGGGUGCUGAGAUCAUGGAGGUCAACUACAAGGAUGAGGACAAGAUGCGUCACUGCUUGAAGGAUGUUAUGUGUGUCAUGAUGAUUCCCGAGUUCUCUUCUGACCGGGAGAAGGAAGCUGAGUGCAUGAUCAAGGCUGCUAAACAUCAACAUGUUGAGCAUAUGUCCAUGAUGUCUUGUAUUGGCGUUGAUCGCGUUCACAAGCACGACAGCAACCAGCAAGGUUCUGAAUUCCGUAACUUGAAGCAAAUUUGCCGCAUUGAAAAGAUGGUCAAGGAAGAGUUUAGUGGCGAAAAGCAUUGCAUUGUCCGUUUCCCCAUGUUGUACCAGCUCUUUUACUACUUGGCUCCCCAAAUGGAAGGCGAAAACCGCCUGUGUCUCCCUGUCGAGAAGAACAAGAAGUUUACUAGUCUUGACUUGAAUGAUGUCGUCGAGGGUGUCUACCGCUUGGCCAAGAAGCAACGUGAGCGCUUUGCUGGUCGUCAAAUUGAACCCAAAUUCAAGAAGCAAGUUUAUGAGUUUACCUGUUCCAAGCCCCUGAGCGGCGAAGAGAUGGCUCGUGAAGUUGGUGAGGGCUUAGGCCGCCAUGACAUCAAGUUCCAGCACAUUUCUGAAAGCGACAUGAAGAAGCAGCUUGAGCACAUCAAGAAGGAUGACCGUUUUAAGGAGCGUCCUGACCAACGUGGUGAUUUCAAGAAGGGCCGUGAUGGUUUCUGGGCUUUCCCUAUCAACAAGUACAUCCAUGAGUGCAAGAUUGACACCAUGAUGGAAUGGUGGCGAUUGGCUAACAAGGGCGAGCUGGACAUGCACUCUGAUGAGCUUCGUCAUAUAUUGGAUCGUGAGCCCCAUAGCUUGAAGAAGUACUUUGAAGAGAACCGGGAUCAAUUCAAGCGUUUCAAGUAA
Messenger RNA from Mucor velutinosus, 1098 nucleotides. RefSeq lists its product as uncharacterized. The transcript is spliced from 2 exons. NCBI's taxonomy places the organism in Eukaryota, Fungi, Mucoromycota, Mucoromycetes, Mucorales, Mucoraceae. The record is from RefSeq and is a predicted model, not a curated record. Bases 1 to 1098 code for a protein of 365 amino acids.